Molecule: messenger RNA, 3708 nt
Organism: Osmia lignaria (orchard mason bee)
Lineage: Eukaryota; Metazoa; Arthropoda; Insecta; Hymenoptera; Megachilidae
Source: RefSeq, a predicted model, not a curated record
CGGCAUUACGUCGCGCACCGUCGACCGCGACUGACGUUCGUGUGGACGCGUCUCAAUCUUUCGUCGUACAGAUCGUCCAUUUACACCGCGAUUACCGAACAACUGUGUCACCAAACUGUCACCGACGAGCCGCCAUUACGAUACAGAAGUGCCAGUCGAAUCGUAUGUGUCACCGAUCGAGAAUCGAUAUCCGUUCACCGACAACCUGUAGGAGUUCGCGUUUCGCGUGUUACGUCAUCGAGCUGUGUGAUUGCAUAGAUUCGUAAAUCGAUGCAGAGAUCUUGCAUCGACUAGUAAUAACAUAGUGACACCUCGCGGACUAGAAGUGCGACAGGCGGGGCGGGGGAGGUUAGGACCUUUUUCAAUCGAAGGUGUAUCGCGGCGAUAUAUCGAUACGUUAAACAUGGCGUUGGCGGGAAGACAGUAACGAGGACGCUUACGAUGGAAUCGAAAGAGUUUUCGAUGUCGAAGAUGAUAUUGUGCACGUUGAAGGGAAUACGAUGAACGUGUUGGUAAACAGCGAGGUUAUCCGUCGCGUGGAAAAAAAGUGGAGCUGCCGGAUAAGUAGCUGGUAGCCGUGAAGGAGAUAUCCGCGGGGGCUGUGCAAGUGAAAUCACGACGUCCUGCCCGGAGGGUGCCUGCUUCGGCGACGAGGGGCGGCUACUGGCCGAUGUGAUGCAUCUACCGGUGGGCUCGGUGGGCUGCGGGGAGAAUUACGCCACCGUUGGAUCCCACGAAGGCGCCGGCCCGUGCGGCCCCUCACUGGCGCCUCUUCAAGGGGUGAACACCAGGUACCAACAGGCCGACGACGUCGACGCCGGGGGAGGUGGUGGCGAAAUGAGCGAGGGUGCCGCCGUCGGCGAGCUCUGGUGGACCGAGAGGCUCGUCGGCGAGGCACAGGCUGAACAUCCCGGUGAAUUGGUUCGAACAGGAUCGCCGUAUUUUCUCUGCAGCCAACUACCGACCCACUGGCGGUCCAACAAGGCGCUUCCGGUGGCGUUCAAAGUUGUCGCCCUGGGCGAGGUCGGCGAUGGAACUCUGGUGACAGUGCGAGCGGGCAACGAUGAAAACUGUUGCGCCGAGCUAAGAAAUUCCACUGCCUUGAUGAAGAACCAAGUCGCCAAGUUCAACGACCUCAGGUUCGUCGGUAGAAGCGGCAGGGGGAAAAGCUUUAGUAUCACCAUCACGGUGUCGACCACACCACCCCAAGUGGCGACCUACACGAGGGCCAUCAAGGUGACAGUGGAUGGACCGAGGGAACCGCGUUCUAAAACGAGGCAGACGCACAUACUAGGACCAGCGCGAGUUCCUGGACCCACAAGAGGGACGUUCCUUCCAUCGAGUCGUUUCACCCCCUACGUACGGGACACGGAGCAGUACCGGAGGAGUAAGCAUCACGUCGGCAACAACGUGAUCACGAAUUCGGUUAGUGGUGCCUGUAGCAACCCCAACAACACCGACCCGACCGCAUCGCCUGCUUCCAGUACACACCUCGGGGCUACCGGCGGCUCCUCGGCUCAUCAGGAUUGCUACAAGCACAGCCCUCAACACGGCGAUACGGGUGCAGGCGCAACCGAGUGGACCUAUUCAUCAGCGGCGCCAUCUUAUCCAGCGCCUCCGGUAAGCAGCGGUGGUUCCUUCUCGCCGAUUCCCGGUGGAGCAUUCUCGUAUCUGAACGAAUCCCUGUCUCAUCAUCCAGCCACCGAGCCUAUGCCGUUACCUGCUGGUGUGGCUGUCGGCGUUUUCCAUCGUGGGCAUGUAUCUACACUAUUCGAAAAUGACCGUCAUUUCUCGCAUUUAUCCGAAAUCGAGAGGGAAAUGUCAUUUCGCACGGAAAUGGGAAUGUAUUACUAUUACUACAAAACGAUCGCGGAAUCGAAAACGUUCAUGGACGGUCUGAGAAAAAUCACACACGAUAACAUUUCGGAGUACGGAAAUGUUAUUGACGCGACUAAAAAGUAUAGCUUGUUGCCAGAGGUACUAGCCGGAUACCUUUAUCACUGUGCCAAGAGUAUGGGAAUCAUUUCCAUAGAGCAGUGUUGGCAAGUAGAACGAGGAGAAGGUCUGAGACCUGUAACCAGCUGCGAAGGCUUAGGUGUACCCAUAUAUUUUUACUUAGAGGUUGUGUGGUACUGCACAAUGUUCACUGUGGUUAUACUAUUCUAUUAUGCUAUAGUUCUGGGCAAUAGCAUAAAAAGCGGAAUCAUAGCUACGCUAUUUUUCUUUUACAAUCAUAACGAAUGCACCAGAGUGCAAUGGACUCCGCCGUUGCGUGAAAGUUUUGCAUACCCUAUAUUGCUCUUUCAAAUGUACACUACGACUGUGAUUCUUAGGCAAAGUACUACUCCAGGUUCUGACACGGAUGCUCUGAUGAGAAUGGGUGUAUCCACGAUAAUCAGUCUAUGCUGUUGGCAAUUUUCUCAAUUUGUGUUCACCACACAGAUCAUAGCUUUAUUGAUAUUAAAAUGGAUGAAGAUAAUCUCAAAUGAUCUCUAUAUAUGCAUUUGCGUAAUUCAGGGUUCAAGUGCCGCGUUAGCGAUGAAUGUAGUGGACAAAAAUUCCUUACUCUACUCUUUGUAUUUCUGUCUUUUGUUCACUAGCUGCUUUUUGAGUUUUGCCAUUAAAUUCUCCAAAUUCAUGAAUACAAAAGUGCAAACGAUCUUAGAAAUUGUUCUCACAAUCGUCUGUACAACAGUAUUGAAAUCCGAUUUCUCCAUCAUUUGCGAGGACGACGCGCACGUGUUCAAUUUACUCAAGUCAAAGCUGACCGAUUACAAGGAUUUCCACACGAUGCUGUACACCUGCUCCGCAGAGUUCGACUUCUUACAGUACAGAAGUUACGAGACGAUCGUGAAGACGUUGCUGUUGCCAUGUGCCGUACUCGCCGGAAUGCUGGCGCUCUAUUUUUGGUACAGAAACUAUCAAAUCAAAGGAUACCCGAAAUGCAUAGACGCGGAUUUAGCGUACAACGGCCUGCAGACUGGAGCGUUCAUCAUCAUGGCGAUAUUUAUCAUGAGACUAAAACUCUUCAUGAACCCGCAUCUCUGUAUAAUUGCCGGCACGGUUUGCUCGAACAGGUACCUGGAGAAAUUUGGUUUGAAAAAUGAGAUGAUGAAGACUGCGGUUACUGUUCUAUUAAUAUCAGCAAUGUCUUAUCACGGUUUGGAGAAACUUCAAGAAGAAAGAAGCAUCAUAGGUGAAUACAGCAACAUCGAACAAGAAGAAUUAUUCGAAUGGAUAAAGAGCAACACACCCGAGCACGCUGUGUUCGCUGGAAAGAUGUCUUUGAUGGCUAAUUUAAUGCUCUCCACUGGAAGACCCAUAGUCAAUAACCCCUAUUACGAGAGCAAGGAGAUGAGAGACCGGACGAUGAAGGUCUACGAGAUCUUCAGUAGAAAGGAUGCAGCAUCCGUGUAUUUCAAUCUGAGGAACAUGCACGUGGGAUACGUGGUGCUGGAGAAAUCACUAUGCUUUGGCUCCGCGAAUUUACAAAUUGGAUGCCAAAUGAUCGAUCUCUGGGACAUGGUCGACAAUGGAACCGCGAAAUCCGCUGGGAAGUUACCACUCUGUCCGUUGUUGUUCCGUGGAAACGCUUACCCCUUCAAGAGGGCCUUUGUAAAUAAUCGUUACGUCGUUUUACAGCUCGAUUACUCUUACUACGUCGAAGUGAAACCAAAGACUUCCAUUCCUCUUCAUUAUCAAUCUUAA